AUGGCAAAACUUAUUCUCCUCACAGGUCUGGCCUUUCUGCUGAAUGCUCAGCUAGGUUCUGCCUACCAGCUAGUAUGCUACUUCUCUAACUGGGCCCAGUACCGUCCAGGCCUGGGAAGCUUCAAGCCUGACAACAUCGACCCCUGCCUCUGCACUCACCUGAUCUAUGCCUUCGCUGGGAUGAGUAACAGUGAGAUCACCACCACUGAAUGGAAUGAUGUGGCUCUCUACAGUUCUUUCAAUGACCUGAAAAAAAAGAACAGCCAGCUGAAAAUUCUCCUGGCCAUUGGAGGCUGGAACUUUGGAACUGCCCCUUUCACUGCUAUGGUUGCCACUCCAGAGAACCGCAAAACUUUCAUUUCUUCAGUCAUCAAAUUCCUGCACCAGUAUGGAUUUGAUGGGCUGGAUUUUGAUUGGGAGUACCCUGGCUCUCGUGGAAGCCCAUCUCAGGACAAGCAUCUCUUCACUGUCUUGGUGCAGGAAACACGUGAAGCUUUUGAACAGGAAGCCAAGCAAACCAACAAGUCCAGGCUGCUGGUCACCGCUGCAGUAGCUGCUGGCAUCUCCAAUAUCCAGGCUGGCUAUGAGAUUCCCCAGCUAUCCCAGUACCUGGACUUCAUCCAUGUCAUGACCUAUGACUUCCAUGGCUCCUGGGAAGGCUACACCGGAGAGAACAGCCCUCUCUACAAAUACCCAACUGACACUGGAAGUAAUGCUUACCUCAAUGUGGAAUACGCCAUGCACUACUGGAAGAGCAAUGGGGCCCCGGCGGAGAAGCUCAUCGUUGGAUUCCCUGCCUACGGACACAAUUUCAUCCUAAGAGACGCUUCCAACAAUGGCAUUGGUGCCCCAACUUCUGGCGCUGGUCCUGCUGGGCCCUACACCAGGGAGGCUGGGUUCUGGGCCUACUAUGAGAUCUGCACCUUCCUGAAAGAAGGAGCCACUGUGGCAUGGGAUGACCCUCAGAACGUGCCCUAUGCCUACAAGGGCACUGAGUGGGUUGGUUAUGACAAUGUUAACAGCUUCAGAAUCAAGGCUCAGUGGCUUAAGGAGAACAACUUUGGAGGUGCCAUGGUCUGGGCCAUUGACCUGGAUGAUUUCACAGGCACUUUCUGCAACCAGGGCAAAUUCCCCCUGAUAAACACCUUGAAGGAUGCUCUUAGCCUGAAGAGUGCAGCCUGUAACGCCUCCGCUCAGCCCAGUGAGCCCAACAGCAGUCCUGGAAAUGGAAGUGGGAGUGGAAAUGAGAGCAGCAGCUCUGAGAGUAGAGGGUACUGUGCUGGCAAAGCUGAUGGCCUCUACCCAGUGGCGGAUAACAGAAAUGCCUUCUGGAACUGCGCAAAUGGAAUCACAUAUGAGCAGAAUUGCCCGACCGGGCUUGUCUUUGACACCAGCUGUCACUGCUGCAACUGGGCAUAA
This is a messenger RNA of Budorcas taxicolor (takin), 1419 nucleotides long. It is a transcript of the gene CHIA, whose product is annotated as chitinase acidic. Gene Ontology annotation, biological process: chitin catabolic process; carbohydrate metabolic process. The record is from RefSeq and is a predicted model, not a curated record. Bases 1 to 1419 code for a protein of 472 amino acids. Lineage: Eukaryota; Metazoa; Chordata; Mammalia; Artiodactyla; Bovidae. Gene Ontology annotation, molecular function: chitinase activity; chitin binding. Gene Ontology annotation, cellular component: extracellular region. The transcript has 11 exons.